AUGUGCACGAGACGCGAAGGCAGAGGUCGCACUGGUCCCUGGGGUCUGGAGUUCUUGCGGUCGGGAUCGCCAGGAGCGCGGCUCUUCGCCGCCGGCCGCUUCGCACAUUUGGUGCGCGUGGCGGCGAGUCGCGCGCGCCAGAGGAGCUUCGCCAGGGCCUCAGAGUGCUCCGAGCUGCGGGAGGUCUUCGAGCUGGCAGAUGCCGACGAUAAUGGCAAGAUCAGCGCCCAGGAGCUGUUAAGCGCGCUUCGAGUUCUGGGAAUCACCACAGACCUCAGCCGAGUCCGCAGCAUCGUGGCAGACCUCGACCGAGAUGGAGAUGGCGAGAUCGACUUCCAGGAGUUCAUCCAAGUCAGCUGCAGCCCGCAAAGCGAUCUCCUGCUACGCGCGGUCAACCGAGGGCGCUUCGUCUCCCGUUGGAGCGCGUUGCUUUUCGAGCAUGAUGACCCGAGCACCUGGAGUGUGCGGAAAUGGGCACGAGCCGCUCGCCGUUUAGAACAUCUCACCGAUUCCGAUCUGUCCCGCUUGCUGGAUGACCGGCUCGCAACCCCAUCUGCGGCGGUCUUUGGUGGGAGUUUUGUACCAGAGGACCACUACCGGACCGGUGUCAUGGUGCGGCUCAGCUGGUCGAGUUGUUUCAGGAUGUGA
Messenger RNA from Durusdinium trenchii, 648 nucleotides. Lineage: Eukaryota; Dinophyceae; Suessiales; Symbiodiniaceae. The record is from the annotation of a GenBank genome assembly.